Molecule: messenger RNA, 375 nt
Organism: Lampris incognitus (smalleye Pacific opah)
Lineage: Eukaryota; Metazoa; Chordata; Actinopteri; Lampriformes; Lampridae
Gene: ly6pge
Product: lymphocyte antigen 6 family member pge
Exons: 3
Coding region: 1-375 (124 amino acids)
Molecular function (GO): acetylcholine receptor inhibitor activity
Source: RefSeq, a predicted model, not a curated record
AUGAGAGCUGUCCAGUGCUGCCCGCUGCUUCUUUGUUCCCUCUUCCUCUUAGCUUCACACAGUGAGGCCCUGCAGUGCUACACCUGUAUGGGCUCCAAUAACGACGACUGCAACCGACAAGGCUCCAAGAUCUGCCCCAGCUACUCUGACGCCUGCGCUGUGGUGUUGGGCCAUGACAGCGGGGUGAUGAAGUCAUGCUCGUACCGGUCAUUUUGCAGCCAGGCCUCCAGCCAGGGAUACAGAGCCCCGGGUGUCCGAGUCCACUGCUGCUACACCGACGACUGCAAUGCGAAGGGCCGCGCUGCCGAGCUGCCAGGGCUCGGCUGUCUGUCGCUGCUUCUGCUUCUGCUCAUCCAACUGCUUGUUCUAAACUAG